Messenger RNA from Anastrepha obliqua, 2381 nucleotides. It is a transcript of the gene Pli, whose product is annotated as protein pellino. The coding region runs from base 1 to 1545 and encodes 514 amino acids. The record is from RefSeq and is a predicted model, not a curated record. Gene Ontology annotation, biological process: regulation of Toll signaling pathway; protein polyubiquitination. NCBI's taxonomy places the organism in Eukaryota, Metazoa, Arthropoda, Insecta, Diptera, Tephritidae. The transcript has 10 exons. Gene Ontology annotation, molecular function: protein binding; ubiquitin protein ligase activity.
AUGGUUGAGGAGCAGCUAAAUAUCCACGUUAACCCCGAAACUGUAAGAAAAGUUCUCAGAAAGCAUGGUUAUAAUGGUCGUACGUGGUUAACUCGCAUCAUUUAUUGCCCGAGUAACCGACCAAAUGUUAUUUGCUCUGGCCGACCAUUGACCUGCGCGCUUACUGCCUGCUUAGGUGGUGAUGCAACCGCCAUCGCCGCCGCCGCCGCUUCUCUUUUCCUGCCGCUAUUGGCGGCGCAAAGGCAACAAAAAGAAGCACCACAGCAACAGUUAAAACGAAGCACCGACGGUACAGAAUCUCCCAUAUUAGUCGAAUCUGAUGCAGAUGGACACGACAAACCGCGAGUGCGAUAUGGAGAACUGGUUAUACUUGGUUAUAAUGGUUAUUUGCCGCAAGGUGAUCGCGGACGGAGGCGUUCAAAAUUUGUACUAUACAAACGCACAGAGCCGAACGGUGUGAAACGUUCCAAACACUAUAUCGUCCAAUCGCCACAGACAUCGAAAGCUAUAUUGGAUGCCAAUCAACACUCGAUAUCUUACACACUGUCACGCAAUCAAGCUGUCAUUGUCGAAUACAAAGAGGACACGGAAACGGAUAUGUUUCAGGUCGGCCGUUCAUCCGAGUCCCCCAUUGAUUUUGUUGUUAUGGACACAUUGCCCGGCGAUAAGAAAGAUGCUAAGGUCAUGCAAAGUACAAUAUCACGUUUCGCAUGUCGAAUACUGGUGAACCGAUGUGAGGCGUCCAAAGCGCGAAUAUUUGCCGCGGGCUUCGACUCAAGCAGAAAUAUUUUCUUGGGCGAAAAAGCCACUAAGUGGCAGGACAAUGUCGAAAUCGAUGGUCUCACCACAAAUGGUGUACUUAUAAUGCAUCCAAAGGGUCAAUUCUGCGGCGGCAAUGCCAAAUGCGGUCUCUGGCGUGAAUGUUCGGUCGGUGGUGAUGUGUUCAGUCUGCGCGAAUCGAGAUCAGCACAGCAAAAGGGACAGCCGAUUUACGAUGAGUCAAAUGUGCUGCAAGACGGCACACUGAUUGACCUGUGUGGUGCCACGCUGCUUUGGCGCUCAGCCGAGGGUCUCCAGCAUUCGCCGACUAAACGCGAUUUGGAAAAGUUAAUCGAUGAAAUUAAUGCUGGACGCCCGCAAUGUCCGGUUGGCUUGAACACCUUAGUAAUACCUAGAAAAGUGAAUAUUGGUGAUCAAGUGAAUCAGCCUUAUGUGUACUUAAAUUGCGGACAUGUUCAGGGUCAUCAUGAUUGGGGUCAAGAUAAGAGUACUGGUGCUCGUCGCUGUCCCAUGUGCCUCGAAGUUGGUCCGGUGGUUACGCUUUGUAUGGGUUUGGAACCGGCCUUUUACGUCGAUGUCGGUGCACCCACGUUUGCUUUUAAUCCAUGUGGUCACAUGGCGACUGAGAAGACAGUCAAGUACUGGGCCAAUGUUGACAUACCACAUGGCACGAAUGGCUUUCAAGCAGUUUGUCCCUUCUGUGCGACGCCACUGGAUGGUUCAUCUGGCUAUAUUAAGUUGAUUUUCCAAGAUAAUUUAGAUUAAAUUAGCAUAAAAUAGUUUAUAUUUUAAUUAACUAUACAAACAGAAUUUGAAACAUAUUUUGAAUGCAUACAGGUCGAGAUGUUAUGGGUUAUCAUCCGUGCGACUUGCAUAACUAAGUAAUUACAAAGCGCAUUUUAUUGGGAAAGAGCAUUUGAAAUGAAAUGAUUUUCAAUGAAGUUUCGAAAAUUAAUGCUUUUAUUGUAUAAUCAAACUUUUUGAGUUGAUAUUUGUAUUUUUGUUUUAUUCACAAAUGCAUUGGCAUAAUUAUAAUUUAUUUGCCAUUCGAGCAGAAUAUUUACAAAUUAUUUUAAAUAUAAACUGAAUAAAUUUAUAUACCUAUACAUGCAUAAACAUACAUGGAAAUUAAGAGAUACAAAGAAGUAUUACGACAACAACAAAAAUUGUAACAGUUUACAUGAAGGAGGCGAGGCGCAUGUAACUUGUGAGCGUAGCGAAAAGAUUAAAAAAAAGCAAAAAAGCAAAAUAAAAGUAAAAUUAAAAAUAUAUAAAAAUAAAAAAAUAAAAAAAAUAACAAAUAUAAUGAAUGCAAAUAAAAAUGUAGUACUGCAAAGAAAGCUAAAAAUAAUGCAUUGUAAUGAAUUGUAAAGGAAUGUAAAAAUUAUAAGUAUCGUAAAACUAAUAAGAAUAAUAAUAAAGCAGAACUUGGAUGCGAGAAUACCAUAUACACACAUACAUACAUAUAUUGUACCAUUUAAGACGAUCACAAACACACAAAAGCGAAUGGGCCACGAGCAUGCAUACACACGUACAUACACAAAAACAUUUAAGAAUUUAGAGCUUAAUGAGAAAUAAAAGAUAAAAAAAAAAACAACAAA